UACGGCAAUUUAAUUACUUUUGCCCAAAUCUGACGUCACGGAUCAAAUAAGAAUGACAAAAGUACCAGCAAAUGAAUUAUGAGCUUUCAACUAACGAAGUACCUGUCGCCCAGGUCACGUGGCCGCAGACUUGUUUUCGUUCUCGGCGUCUUCUCCGUUGGCUACUUCUAUGUUUUCGGCUUCAAGUUACUACAGUUCACCGCCUCUCCCAUGUCUUCUGACAGUUACAUUAAGCAUGUAGAUGCUGGGCGGAGAGGUGUCCACAUCUCCUCUUGGUCAGGGAGGCGACUUUUGAGUGAGAACGGUAGCUCCUCUUCCUACCCAACAGAUCUUUUCACGGACGAGCAACGCAAGCAGGGCGCGGUUGUCUUCCAUAUAUUUGGCAUGAUCUACAUGUUCGUUGCCCUGGCCGUUGUGUGUGACGAGUUCUUUGUUCCUUCCCUGGAUGUCAUCACUGAAAAACUAGGGGUCUCCGAGGAUGUGGCAGGUGCCACUUUUAUGGCGGCAGGCGGCUCCGCCCCUGAGCUCUUCACCAGCCUCAUCGGCGUGUUCAUAUCUCAGAGCGACGUCGGCAUCGGGACCAUCGUCGGCUCCGCGGUGUUCAACAUCUUAUUCGUCAUUGGCAUGUGCGCGCUUUGCAGCAAGACGCUCCUGACCUUGACCUGGUGGCCCCUGUUCCGCGACGUGACCUUCUAUACCACGUGCUUGAUCAUCCUGAUCGUGUUCUUCAAGGACGAGAAGAUCCAGUGGUGGGAGUCGCUGGUGCUCUUUGUCUGCUACAUCUGCUACGGGCUCUUCAUGAAAUGGAACGUGUGUCUGGAGGAAAGGUGCAAGGCGUGUCUAGGACUGUGCACACGGCAACGAGUCAACACUGUUGAGGCAGCAGGCGAUAACGGCUCGAAUGAAGAAACAAAGGCUGCAGACUUGGAAGAAUUUGAAGAGAAAGUACCACUGGACUUGAGCUGGCCACCGACUCUGAGUAAGAGGUUGAUGUAUCUCUUUUUUGCGCCAAUCGUCUUCCCUUUGGCCCUCAGCUUACCAGACGUCAGACGACCAGAAAGGCGCAUCUACUUCGUGUGGACAUUCACGGGCAGCAUCGUAUGGAUUGCUUUCUAUUCUUACAACAUGGUGUGGUGGGCAACCGUGUCUGGGGCUACCAUAGGUAUACCAGAUGAGGUGAUGGGUCUGACUGUCCUGGCUGCUGGCACCAGUGUUCCUGAUCUCAUCACAAGCGUCAUUGUGGCCAGAAAAGGUUUUGGUGACAUGGCCUUGUCUAGUUCAGUGGGCAGCAAUCUUUUCGAUAUAACAGUUGGCCUUCCUGUACCGUGGUUACUUUACAGUGCAGUAAACAAAGGCGCCCCCUAUAAAGUUAGCAGCAAAGGUCUGAUCUGCUCAAUAUUUCUGCUGUUCGCCAUGUUGAUUGCCGUGGUCAUGUGCAUCGCGUUGUCAGGCUGGAAGAUGUGUAGAUUCUUAGGGAUCUCUAUGCUUCUCUUGUAUGCCGCUUUCAUCACCAUAGCUGUUUUGUUGGAGUAUUCUAUCCUAGACUGUCCGCAAUCUGAUAUUAAGUGAUAGUUAGAAUGUGCAGAAAGCUAGACUUGACUUAUUAAGACCUGUGUUUUUCUAGGUUUUAUUUGAAAUUAGAAAAUGUGUGUGAAGUAAAAAAAAAAGAUGUAACUAAAGUAUGGGAUGUCAUUGGAAUGUAAAAAUGUUUUCAGUGUAACAAUGUAAUUAUGUUGACGAUAAAUAAAUGUUGAUGGAUUAUUUCAUACUUCUAAAGAAAUAUUUUCUUUAUCUAGCCACUUGAACAUUUAUCUUAUGCAUGGUGGGGCAUAAAGUCCUCACUCAUUUCAAACGAACCUAUCAAAAG
This is a messenger RNA of Biomphalaria glabrata, 1867 nucleotides long. Its product is annotated as sodium/potassium/calcium exchanger Nckx30C-like. The coding region runs from base 79 to 1569 and encodes 496 amino acids. NCBI's taxonomy places the organism in Eukaryota, Metazoa, Mollusca, Gastropoda, Planorbidae. Gene Ontology annotation, biological process: calcium ion transmembrane transport; intracellular calcium ion homeostasis. The transcript is spliced from 5 exons. Gene Ontology annotation, molecular function: calcium channel activity; calcium, potassium:sodium antiporter activity. Gene Ontology annotation, cellular component: membrane. The record is from RefSeq and is a predicted model, not a curated record.